Molecule: messenger RNA, 1398 nt
Organism: Alnus glutinosa
Lineage: Eukaryota; Viridiplantae; Streptophyta; Magnoliopsida; Fagales; Betulaceae
Product: probable pectate lyase 4
Exons: 5
Coding region: 104-1234 (376 amino acids)
Molecular function (GO): pectate lyase activity
Source: RefSeq, a predicted model, not a curated record
ACUCUGGGAAAAAAACGUCGGUGGUUAUCUCUGUUACACACAGAGAGAGAGAGAGAGAUUUCAGUUCCAACCUAAUCAAUCUAAAAAAAACGUGUUGCAAUAAAUGGGGAACGCUCACGGCCACCGCAAACAUCGAGAAGGCAGAAACGAGCCGGCUCCACCAGCCUUUAAAUAUGGUACGUCCGAUCACGCUGCUGCACAUAUGCCCAGCUCAAGCAAGCCCAAGACCCAAAACAACAUGGUGUGCUUGCCUUACGCUCACGUCGACUCCAGCCUGCGCGCCCUCGCCGGCCAGGCCGAGGGGUUCGGCCGGCUCGCUAUCGGGGGGCUCCACGGUCCCCUUUACCACGUCACCACCUUAGGAGAUGAUGGACCGGGAUCACUUCGCGCAGGAUGUCGUAGUAAGGAACCACUGUGGAUUGUCUUUGAAGUUUCGGGCACCAUUCAUCUCUCUUCUCACCUGUCUGUGUCGUCUUAUAAGACCAUUGAUGGUCGGGGCCAAAGGAUUAAACUCACAGGGAAGGGUUUGAGGCUUAAGGAAUGUGAACAUGUAAUUAUAUGCAAUCUGGAGUUUGAAGGUGGUAGAGGUCCUGAUGUGGAUGCUAUUCAAAUCAAACCUAAUUCAAAAAAUAUAUGGAUAGAUCGAUGCAGCCUCCAAGACUAUGAUGAUGGAAUGAUAGAUAUCACCCGAGAAAGCACAGAUAUUACUGUUUCUAGGUGUCACUUUUCAAAGCAUGACAAGACGAUGCUCAUUGGAGCAGACCCUUCUCAUAUUGGUGAUAGAUGCAUCCGGGUGACCAUUCACCAUUGUUUUUUUGAUGGGACCAGACAGCGGCAUCCUCGAGUUAGAUAUGGGAAAGUACAUCUGUACAAUAAUUAUACCAGAAACUGGGGCAUUUAUGCGGUUUGUGCUAGUGUUGAAUCACAGAUAUACUCCCAAUGCAAUAUAUAUGAAGCAGGACAGAAGAAGGUGGCAUUCAAAUAUCUCACAGAGAAGGCAGCUGACAAAGAGAAGGCAGCUACUGGCUGCAUAAGGUCUGAAGGGGAUUUAUUCGUAAGUGGAUCUCAGGCGGGAUUGAUGACCGAGAGUGCUGAAUAUGGCAUGUUUCACCCUAGAGAAUACUACCCGAAAUGGACGGUGGAACCUCCAACUGAUGAUCUUAAGCAGGUUCUCCAACACUGUACAGGAUGGCAGCGUGUUCUACGACCAGCAGAGCAUAAGGCGGUUGCAUAGAUGCAUGAAGAUGAAGGGAUGGGCUACUAGUUUAAUAGUAGCCUCCAGUAAUUUUACAUAUAUCUCUAAUUUUGACCUUCAUGUUUGUAUUAGUGAAUGCCUUCCCGUGUGAGAAAAAUGGACAGUGAUUUCUAUCAUCAAUAUAUAAACAUCUUUUAAUUGUC